AUGGACAGCUUAUGGUCCUUCUUGGGCAAAGGCACUCCGACCAAACAUGACCAACAUGAAGACAUUCCAUCAGAAUCUCGCGAUGGGUUUCCUGUACCGAACAGCACCCUUUCGUACUGGCGAUCAGACCCGCACCCCAUAGACUCUUAUUGCUCAUCCGAGAAGCUACCUUCAGAAUGUGAUAUUGCGAUCAUUGGCGCUGGCAUGACCGGUGUCAGCACAGCCUAUCAUCUGUCACGCUUCCAUACUGCAGGCCAUUCAGGAAAGAAGCCCUCGAUAGUUGUUCUCGAUGCUCGAGAAGUCUGCUCUGGAGCCACUGGACGAAAUGGCAUGGCCAAGCAAUUUGGUAUUGAUGACGCCAACGAGUUCGCUGCUUUUGUAUCUGCUCAGAGAUAUCUUAUGAAAGAUACAGUCGACCGAGAAGAGUUGACCUGUGAGUUUGAGAUGCGACGCAGUUUUGAUGCUUAUGUAGACAAGGAAGAGGCAGAAGCAGCAGAGGAGUUGUAUCGCAAUGCUAUAAAGGAUGGUCACGAUUGGGUGAGAGAUUUUGACUUUGUGGAAUACAGAGUUGCUGAGCAAGUAUGUCGCCUCGAGUAUGUCCACGAAGCCUACGAUGGUCAGGCUGAUGAGGAAGNNCAGGUUACAUCAAUUCAAGGCGCGAAGGCUGCUCUUAGUAUGCCUGUCUGUUCUCUCUGGCCUUACAAAUUUGUGACGCAGCUCAUUUCCAUCAUGGUCGACAAAAGAGCGGCGAAAUUAUAUACCCACACUCCUGUUCACUCCAUCGAAUCCUCUGGUGCCUCGUCGACUAUCCUUCACACAUCCAAAGGUGCCAUGAGAACCAAGAAACUCAUCUUCGCCACCAACGCUUACACUCCUGCCAUCUGUCCGUUCUAUAACGAUGAGAUUAUUCCGUACAAAGGAACCGCCUGCCACAUUGCACCGGAGAAACCAAUAUCUCCACACCUCAGUAACACUUACAACAUCUAUCACGAUCAUCCAGCCGACCAAGCCACAAGAGUUGACUACUUGAACCCGAGGCCAGACGGCGGCAUCGUAGUGGGUGGUGCAAAACACCUCUUCGACUCUGACAAGGCCUUGUGGUACAACAACACGGACGACAGCACUCUGCUUCCCAACGUCCGCCCCUACUUUGACACUUACAUGCAAUCCAACUUCAAAGGCUGGGAGAAUAGCAAAGCCAAAGUAACACACCUGUGGACAGGUAUUCAGGGCGAAACAAAGGAUGGCUUUCCUUUUGUGGGCAGAGUACCUGGCAAGGNNGAGAAUUGGUAUGUUGCUGCUGGGUUCAAUGGUGGUGGCAUGACUUUUAUCUUCUCUUGUACUGAGGGAUUGGCAAAGAUGGUGGAGGGCAAGACAUAUGAGGAGACUGGACUGCCGAAAAUGUUUGAUGCUGCGAGGAUGGGAAAUUGA
Messenger RNA from Aureobasidium musti, 1431 nucleotides. Lineage: Eukaryota; Fungi; Ascomycota; Dothideomycetes; Dothideales; Saccotheciaceae. The record is from the annotation of a GenBank genome assembly.